AUGUCUGCGGCCGAGCAUUUUGACUACGACAUGGCUAUGUGGCUUGACUCGGAGGCGAUAUUUGUCGCGCCAGGCGAAAUCAGGGAUAUCUUUGAGGGACAUCUGCAAAACCCUAUCGUAUGGCGCUCGAGAAUGUCAUUCCAGGACCGCGAGAAGUUUCUGAUGAGCAAAGCAGCGGCUACUCUCGGGCGGUCUAUCGAUUCUUUCGGUGAUCAACUUUGGUUGUUGGAAUCUCUCCAGUGGAUCAUCGAGAAGCCUAUAUGGAAUGACAUGGUCUCAUCCAUUGAGAUGGCGCACGGUGGAAACUUUUGGGAUAUCUGGAUUGAGAACUCUUAUCCCUUUGAAUUGUUGGUAUACUACCUGCACAUCAUCGCACGCAAGAUGGAGACAGCCAAUUCGAUAUUCUCGAAUUAUCGCAUCUUAGAAACGGAGCGUGAGCUUAUUCGCUUUGGACUAGCUGAAUCUAUCUCGGCAAUGGAGGGUAGAAGAGGAACAGGAUUUAUGGAACGACUCCCUCAUCUCAUUACCAAACCGCAUUCAGUCUUGGCACCGAACUUGAUAUCAUUUUGUCAAAGCUACUCUCUUCGCGCGUUGCGAAUGGAUAACAUGGAUAACUUUGAAGAGAGUGCCCUGGACAGUUUCCUGAUUGAUGGAGACGUCAAGAUGCUGGUGUCGGGAGCACCAGACAUUCACAAGUGGUGGGAUGACCGGAUAAAGAAUGGCGAGAAUAUCGGCGACACAGAAACUGAUUAUAGUUAA
This is a messenger RNA of Fusarium musae, 759 nucleotides long. RefSeq lists its product as uncharacterized. The transcript is spliced from 2 exons. Lineage: Eukaryota; Fungi; Ascomycota; Sordariomycetes; Hypocreales; Nectriaceae. Bases 1 to 759 code for a protein of 252 amino acids. The record is from RefSeq and is a predicted model, not a curated record.